Molecule: messenger RNA, 2310 nt
Organism: Mizuhopecten yessoensis (Yesso scallop)
Lineage: Eukaryota; Metazoa; Mollusca; Bivalvia; Pectinida; Pectinidae
Product: U2 small nuclear ribonucleoprotein A'-like
Exons: 9
Coding region: 160-924 (254 amino acids)
Biological process (GO): mRNA splicing, via spliceosome
Cellular component (GO): U2 snRNP
Molecular function (GO): protein binding; U2 snRNA binding
Source: RefSeq, a predicted model, not a curated record
ACAAUAAUAGUUGUGACCACGCGAACGAAAACAAAACGCCGGGAAAAAGAAACGUUUACCUGACGUUUAUUAAUAAUUCGUGCUAAUAUGAUGGACAAACUGUAAACAGACGAGAGCUACUGAAAACAGUUACAAAACUGAAGUACUUGCACUGGCAGAAUGGUGAAAUUAACUGCAGAAUUAAUAGAACAAUCCGCACAAUACACAAACCCAGUCAGGGACCGCGAACUUGAUUUGAGAGGUUACAAAAUACCUGUGAUUGAAAAUCUCGGAGCAACAUUGGACCAGUUUGAUACAAUAGACUUCUCUGACAAUGAUAUAAGAAAGGUGGAUGGAUUUCCAUUACUACGCCGUCUUAAAUGCUUGCUGCUCAAUAAUAACAGAAUUGUGAGAAUAGCAGAGAGUCUUGAAGAAUGCCUUCCCAGCUUAGAGUCUAUUAUUCUCACCAAUAACAAUAUGCAAGAACUGGGAGACCUCGACCAUCUUACUUCCAUUAAGUCUUUAAAAUUUCUCAGUUUGCUGCGGAAUCCUGUUACCACAAAGAAGCAGUACAGGCUGUACCUGAUACACAAGGUCCCACAGCUACGAGUGCUAGACUUCCAGAGAAUCAAACAAAAGGAGCGUGAAACUGCAGCUAAGAUGUUUAAAGGAAAGAAAGGACAGGCUCUGGCCCAAGAGGUCGCCAAACGAAGCAAGACGUUUACACCAGGAGAAAAGUUGGCAGAGAAACGACCCACAGGACCCUCAAAAGAGGACGUCGAACUUAUCAAGACUGCCAUUGCACAAGCUGCUACACUGGAUGAGGUGGAGAGGCUGAACCAGAUGUUGAAGACGGGCAUCAUUCCUGGCCGAGAAAUAAAACGUCUCCGAGGAGAUGCUGUGGAAGAGGAGGAGGAGGAAAUGGAAGUGACGAAUGGAACAUGAGAUGGCCACCAUCACCAGGAACUAUUAUUAUCAUUAUAAAAUGUGAAGAAGAAUAAAGAUAACCUGUUACUUGUACUGCUUACUAAGGCCAACCCAAUCAUACGUCUAUCAAUAUCACUCGGCAGGCACUCGUACACAAAUAGUUGUGUUAAUAAUGAAUAUUUCAUUAGCUUGUAAUACAGUACAUAGAAGUAAAGUUAAAACUGAUUGAAUUUAUAAAAUUCUUACAGAAAACGCAGUGACUAUUGAACUUUCAAUUAAGUUGGCUAAGAUUUGGUGCAGGAAUUUAUUCACCCAGUUUAAUAUUAAUAUCAUAGAAAUAGCUGUUCAUUCUGUAAAAACUAUCCAUUUUCAUCAUCAUCAUGAAUAAGUAUAAUAUAAAAGUUGUUUUUGUUUGUCUAUUGAUGUUUAUCGGUAUCGGUGUUUACACUGGUAAGAACUGUAUACUACUACACAUGUUUGAGAAUUUAAGUCAGAUAUUGUGACUGAUCAGAACACGAUAGCAGACAACCGGUCAGGAUAAUGGAAGAACACGCUUGACAUGUCAAAUUUCAUCCUCAAUACUCCAGGGGGUAGGCUCAUUUUUGAUCUCUGUGCCCCACGAAUAUGUCGUAGAAAAAUUGAAGGCUAGCUACUAGCUAUUUGAUUGGUCUCUGGUAGAAAAACCUGACCCAAUUACUAGGCUGAUACAUGUCCUUUGAAGAUCACAGAGAAGCGACGCCCAACUUCAAAGCCAGUCAAUUUUUGAUGUACAUCAAAGUAUUAUUAAACUAAUCUUUUUGUAGCAUCAACAAGGUUGUGCACAUUGAGCCUUCAAUUUUGUCAUGACAUAUUCCAGGGAUGCAGAUAGUGUAAGUGAGCGUAAUCCCUGAAGUAUCGAGGAUGUUCUAGUUUGGACUUGUGUACUGUUGUUCCAUACAUGCCUGGCGGUACACUGCUACAGAUACUACUACUUUGUUCUGGUCACCAGUGAGCAAGUGUGUGUGUCCAAUAUGUACAUCUUCUGUAAAAGAUAAUAAUCUUGAGAGAAAUUCAUUUAAAUUUCAUAGCAAUUGUUUUAAUUAUCAUGCUUUGUAGAUCUACGCGUGUGCUUUGUGAUAAAAUCAUUAACAACUUCGAAACAAACAGAUGAAAGCGUGAUUGAUAUAGUUCUUUAUAUUUUCUUGUACAGACAAAGGUUUUUUUUCGAGUAAAGAGUUAUUUCCCUUUGUAUUGUCCACAUUUUGUAUGGACAAUUAAUCUAAAGGUUAUUUCCCUUCGUGUGGCGAACACCAACUAAUCCAUAUAAGAAGUAUUUUAUACUGUCAUGCUAUGAAAAAUUUGUAGUUGUACUAGUAGUACAUCACACUGUAUUGGAAAUAAAGGUUGAGAGGCUUUAUAAUACAG